Messenger RNA from Cucumis melo (muskmelon), 544 nucleotides. RefSeq names its product histone H4. The record is from RefSeq and is a predicted model, not a curated record. NCBI's taxonomy places the organism in Eukaryota, Viridiplantae, Streptophyta, Magnoliopsida, Cucurbitales, Cucurbitaceae. The transcript has a single exon. Gene Ontology annotation, cellular component: nucleosome. Gene Ontology annotation, biological process: nucleosome assembly. Bases 106 to 417 code for a protein of 103 amino acids. Gene Ontology annotation, molecular function: protein heterodimerization activity; DNA binding; structural constituent of chromatin.
AAUACAAAUACAAUCCCCCAAUUGCUUUAACUCUCAACGUCAAUUUCAGAUCCCUUCCAUACGUCUCUAAUAUACGUUCUCUAAUCUCUACAUCAGGCUUCGACAAUGUCAGGACGUGGAAAAGGAGGUAAAGGGUUGGGGAAAGGAGGAGCAAAGCGUCAUAGGAAGGUUUUGAGGGAUAACAUUCAAGGAAUUACGAAGCCGGCUAUUCGCCGACUGGCUCGUAGAGGUGGAGUUAAGCGAAUUAGUGGUUUGAUCUAUGAAGAAACUAGAGGUGUUUUGAAGAUCUUCCUCGAGAAUGUGAUUCGUGAUGCUGUGACUUACACAGAGCACGCUAGGAGGAAGACGGUGACCGCCAUGGAUGUGGUUUAUGCUCUGAAAAGGCAGGGAAGGACCUUGUAUGGAUUCGGUGGUUAGGUUUUUUAUCGAUUGAUUUGGAUCUUUGCUUUAGAUCUGUCAUCUCUUUACUUGAAGUGUUUAGUUUUAGGAUUUUAUGUAACUUUACUCUCUUUUGUUCAGAAAUAUUAAAGCUGUUUUGAUUGUA